CGUUGGGUUUUUAACUGUGAAUGCCUUAGCCGGCUAUCCUGUGUUAGCUGUUUUAGCUACCAGGGUCAGUUUCUACACUUCCCUUCACCAAGGAAUCAUGCUUCACAUCAGCUGAAUGGUGCAGAUUGACAACGCAAGACUGACGACUGAAGACAGGAAAAUGGACGAUAUAAAGAGUGAACCGCUGGAUUUUGUGAAGGAAUUCCAAGAGUACCUGACGCAGCAAACGCAGCACGUCAACAUGAUCUCAGGCUCUGUCUGUGGAGAAAAGGAGUCAGGGGAACCUUUUCAAGCUGUUGCCGCAAAGAGUGAGCAGAACGGGCUGGACCCUCCGUCUGUGGAGGUGAGCCUGUCGCUGGAAGACGGAGCAGAGUUGCAGAUGGAUGGCUUGGAGAGGACGUGUGAUGGAAAGUACAAGUGUAGCUACUGCAGUUAUGCCAACAAGGGCAUGGCUCGUCUAAUAGAGCACAUCCGUAUCCACACAGGGGAAAAGCCUCACCGUUGCCAACUGUGCCCGUUUGCCUCAGCAUAUGAGCGCCACUUGGAGGCCCACAUGCGCUCCCACACAGGAGAGAAGCCGUAUAAGUGCGACCUCUGUGCCUUCCGCUGCAGCGACCGCAGCAACCUGUCCCACCACCGCCGCCGCCGCCACAAGCUGAUGCCUGCGAGAGGCGUGCGCUCUCCCUUUUCCAACAAGAGAAUGCUAAGCGUCCUGCAGAAGAGGACAGGCUCCCUGGGCUUCGGUAGGCGGCUCCUCAUCAACUUCAGCCCUCCUUCGAUGGUAGUGCCAAAAUCGGACUAUCUGAAUGACUUGUCUCGUGAGCUGCACCACCAUUUGAAUAGCAGUGAGUACAAGAACUUGACCAAGGCGCAUGAGAGUGAUAGCAGCAGCCGGGGAGCUAAUGGUUUGACGUUUGAUAACCCACUGGACCAGCUGUCUACGCUCGCUGGCCAGCUGGCCGACCUCCCCCCUGCAUCUCAGACUCCUGUGUCCCCAGACAGGGAAUCCCUUAAGGAAGAGAAGCCCAUCCUCAUACACCAAGUCUCAGGUGCACCAGUUGCUGUAUGCACAAAUGGAGUGCAGACAUCCUUACCAACCAAGGAAUCUCCUGCCUCAGACCACAGGAGUUACAGCCCUGUGCCAGGUGUAGGCUUUGAACACGGGUCACACACUGUCUCAGCAAGCACAGGCAACAGCCAGCCUAGCACACCCACCCCUGUGCCAACUGCACAAGACCAACAGCAGUUACAUAAAUGCCCCCACUGUGAUAUUCACUUUUCAGAUAAUAUCCUCUAUACCAUUCACAUGGGCUGCCACGGCUAUGAACAUCCAUUCCAGUGCAACAUCUGUGGUUUUCUAUGCACAGACAAAUACGACUUUGCGUGCCAUUUUGCUCGUGGACAGCAUAAAAAGUAAUUUCCCCACAAAACAGAGGCGUAAGGAGAAAUUUAGUAUAUACCUGUAUAUACUUUUCAGCAGUUGUAUAUAAACAUGACAUUGCUUUUCAUGUUAUAUUUCAUUCAUGCAAAUACUGUACUUUGUUGCCUUCUUUAAGUUAUCAUAUUGCUGUUCUAUGUAGCUCCAUACUUGGAGCUUUUCCAUUGGUUUUGUACCAAAGCACAAAAGUUUCUAUCUCAGUUAAAGUGUCAAGAUACGUAUACACUGAGAAAUCCUCCGAGAAACUGAUGCAGGAUUUUCACGAUUUGAUUGUUCUUUGUUUAGAGAACUAGUUUGUGUCCAGCAUGACUCACUGUCCUCAUAUUUUUCUGUUCCAAUAUCACUCCUCCACGUCUCAGUACAUUGACUGCAGAGGCUAUGAGCCAAAUCAUUCAAAGUAUUUCAGAUAUAAUUCAUUUUUAAAACUUACCCUCUGGCUGUCUUACUAAAUCAUACCCUUUAAAACAUAUUUAAACAAUGUUUAUAACUGGUCUAUUGGACUGGACUAUUGAUGUAUAUUUAAUUGUGGUGCCAACUCAUCUCAAGCACUGAUACAUUUUUUGAUGCAAAUAAUUUGUAUUGUAGCUGAUAUUUUCAGAGGGUCAAAGGUAACCCUUGCCCAAGAUGUAAUGUGCUGUAAUGUGAUUGGUUGUUUCAUAUAAUAUCUGAUUGUAUGUUUUGUUUUGUUUUUUAAUUUUGCCUAAAGUAUUGCAUUGAUCAGUUGAUUGUUUGGACAUGUUUGUGUGUGAUAACCUUAUUGUGGACAAAAAGGGAAAUUUAAUUAAAAUGAGCUCUAAGUGUUUCAGUAUAAAGUACAUAAUUUGAAUCCUGACAAAUCCAGAUUUAAGUGUUAUCUGAUUGAUAUCUCCUCAUCAUGAGUUUAAAAUGAUGUUUGAGUACAGUUGAAAAAGCUUUAAAUGUUUUAAUUUAUUAAGAAAUAACAGUAUUCUAAUUAACCUGUAACAAAGAUAAAUGAGAGGAAAAUAUCCAGGUCCUAUUUUCAUUCAGUGCUACAAUGGGCAAACAAAACUGAAAACUGACAAAAAUAAUUUUUAUGCAUUUAAAUUAUAUAAACACACAUGCAUUCAUUUUCCUUUAUAAUGUGAUACAAAAUCUACAUUUGUGCAAAUUCCAGAAAAUAUUCACAGUGCUUGUUAAAUAAACAUGAGAACAACAUUA
Molecule: messenger RNA, 2617 nt
Organism: Myripristis murdjan (pinecone soldierfish)
Lineage: Eukaryota; Metazoa; Chordata; Actinopteri; Holocentriformes; Holocentridae
Product: zinc finger protein Pegasus-like
Exons: 4
Coding region: 116-1417 (433 amino acids)
Biological process (GO): positive regulation of transcription by RNA polymerase II
Cellular component (GO): nucleus
Source: RefSeq, a predicted model, not a curated record